AUGGGCCACAUGUUCUCAAGGUCACCAACAAGGAAAAAUGAUCAUGCCCAGUAUCGCGCCGGCACCCCCUCAAGUACAGGCCGCCUGUCAGAUGAUACUCCAGCAUCAGUAAAGUCGGAACGACGAGGUUGGUUCUCAAGGUUGAGCGAUUCCAGCAGCAUGAGGUGUGAAAGCGUCACGUCGAAGUCAUUGGGCUCAAACUCACCAAAAUCUUGCGGAGAAUCCUACUUAGUCGACAGCUCAGUCGGUUCCCUGUCACUAUCACCUCUUUCGCUCAGAGGCUUUGAAGACGAACGACAAGAACACAUAGAGCCACAUCAACUGAGACCAUAUAACACCCAGUGGGACAAGUACAGAAGUGAUAGACCAUACCGCUCCGAUAGCAAAGAUACAAUAAUGCUUAACGAUGACAUAAUUGAAGUGGGCUACAGGUACCACACGGUUCCAUUCGCAUCAUCGUCGGACGACAGUGACUUUGAAGUAAAACACGCGAGCGGAAUAAACCUCUCGCAAGCAACAUACGACAAUAACAUCUGGUUCUACGACGAGGACUCAAACAAAGAUCAAAAACGAGUAGUGAAAGAGCGAAACUUUUUUAACAUAAGGAACAAGCUGAAUAGUAUGCAUAAGGCAUCGCAGUCGAAAGCCUUCAAGAUGAUAGGCCAGAGAGCACAGAAAAGUCCGCCGCAAAGACUGGAAUACUCUAAGCCGCUAGAAUCACCACAUCUAGAACCGUUUUCACCAAAGCCGAAACCAUCAAUUACCUCAAGAGAACAUACAGUAAUAAAACUGUCAAACCAAUCGGUGGAGGAGAAUGUCAUAUACGAUGUUGACCCAGACCACAAUAAGAGUGUGGAGGACGUAUUUUCAUUACCUCUGCUGAGAGACACGCCCUCUGCGAACAGACCAGAAUUAUUCCAGAAGAAGUUAAUAGCAUGCCAAACUGUGGUUGAUUUUGACCCGAAGAAACAGAUGCAGAAAGCUAUAGAGCUGAAACGCCAAGUGCUUCUUGACAUCGUGGACUACAUUAGUACAACCAGAAACUCAAUAAAUGAACGUAUCCUACUGGACGUCAUAGAUUUACUCUCAGCGAACGUGUUUAGAUCAUUGCCUCAAAACCCAAAGAAGAGAAACAUUUACGACUGUGAAGACGACGAACCGACACUGGAGAAGAGCUGGCCUCACCUCCAGAUAGUGUAUGAUAUAUUCCUCAGAGUGAUCGUCUCAAAUGACGUUACGUCGAAAAUGGCAAGAAACGCAAUAGACAAGACGUUUGUGCUUAAGCUGUUGGCAACUUUGAACUCUGAAGACCAGCGUGAACGCGACUACCUUAAGACCAUUCUCCACAGGAUUUACGGGAAGAUUGUUCCGCUUCGAAACUUCAUCAGAAAGGCAAUUGAAAACGUGUUCAUCCACUUUGUUUACGAUACCGAAGUCCACUAUGGAAUCACAGAACUUCUGGAAAUACUCGGAAGUAUAAUAAACGGAUUUGCAAUACCGCUAAAAGAGGAACAUAAAAUAUAUUUGAGGAAUGCUUUGGCACCUCUACAUAAGCCAAACUCGCUAAGGACGUACCACGCCGCCCUCACAUAUUGUAUGAUACAAUACAUUAACAAGGAUAGAACACUAUCUGCAACAAUACUCACAUGUAUACUAAACUACUGGCCGUCAACAAACACACAAAAGGAGAUCCUAUUUCUAAACGAACUUGAAGAAGUACUCUCACUCACAGAGCUUCCAGAAUUUAACCUGGUCCUCAACCAGCUAGUUAAACGGCUCAAGGUCUGCCUCUCCUGCACACACUUCCAAAUCGCAGAAAGAACACUUUAUAUGUGGAACAAUGAAAGGAUAAUGAGACUGUUCAACAUGUCAAAGGCAACAGUAUACCCUGCACUGGUGCCGAUCCUAAACGAAAACUCAAAUACACACUGGAACUCUGUAGUUCGCACAUUGUCAUUCAAUAUAUGUAAACUAUUAAACGAAACUGAUCCACAACUAUAUCAAAAGUCAAUGGAAUCCAACUCACUAGAUAUGUACGUUUUAAUAGAUAUUCUACCCUGA
Molecule: messenger RNA, 2061 nt
Organism: Theileria annulata
Lineage: Eukaryota; Apicomplexa; Aconoidasida; Piroplasmida; Theileriidae
Product: protein phosphatase 2A regulatory subunit B, putative
Exons: 2
Coding region: 1-2061 (686 amino acids)
Biological process (GO): signal transduction
Cellular component (GO): protein phosphatase type 2A complex
Molecular function (GO): protein phosphatase regulator activity
Source: RefSeq, a predicted model, not a curated record